UUGCUAAAGAACUACUUACGUUUGGCCGUAGAUCAGGGGCAGACUGACCAUUUUGAAACUCGGGCUCUGCCCGAGGGCCCGGGGUCAGUAGGGGCUCCCAUGAGUUGCCCCUGGUACCUUUUCCAUAGGCUUUUUGAGUUUGGGCAAGGACACAGGGGCCCCAUGAUCCCCUAUUGCCCGGGGGCCCCAUGAGUUAUGUUGUCAAGCCAUCCAAGGCAGCCUGUGCCAACAUCCACGCCUCAUGCGUAGCAUCUGAAGUAGUAAUACAGUGGAUAUAAUAAGUCUACACACCCCUGUUAAAAUGCUUUUUUGGGUGUGGUUUGAUUGUGGGCAAGGACACAGGGGCCCCAUGAUCCCCUAUUGCCCGGGGGCCCCAU
Molecule: messenger RNA, 377 nt
Organism: Staurois parvus
Lineage: Eukaryota; Metazoa; Chordata; Amphibia; Anura; Ranidae
Source: the annotation of a GenBank genome assembly